GCAGCGAAGAGCUCUUCCUCCUGUACCAUGUUUGCGUCGCGUGUGCUGCGGAUGGCGGUGACCAAGACCUCCACGGGUCUCGUGGGUCUCAAGGUGAACCCGAACGCCCGCCAGGACCUCAUCAAGAUCUACCGCCGGACGCUCGAGGAGGUUAAGAUUCUGCCGCCGGAGGCCAAGAACUACCGCAACGCCGUGGAGCAGAUCACCAACUUCCGUCUGAAUGUGGUGGAGUCCAACGAGGAGGAGGACGUGAUUGAGCGCAAGAUCAACUGCGGUCAGCUGGAGGAGCUGAUCGAGCAGGCCGAGGACGAGCUGAGCGUCAUCCCCGUCUACCUUGAGCACAAGCUGUGGGAGAGCCCCAUUGAGGCCGCCAAGUAAGCGUGCUGGUGUGGCAGCGUGCGCGGAGUUGCAUUGACCUGAAACAAUAAGCAGCACGGACCCAAGUAAAUACACAGCUACUGAAAAAAAC
This is a messenger RNA of Phytophthora sojae, 469 nucleotides long. RefSeq lists its product as hypothetical. The record is from RefSeq and is a predicted model, not a curated record. Bases 28 to 378 code for a protein of 116 amino acids. Gene Ontology annotation, biological process: respiratory electron transport chain. The transcript has 4 exons. NCBI's taxonomy places the organism in Eukaryota, Oomycota, Peronosporomycetes, Peronosporales, Peronosporaceae.